Messenger RNA from Tachyglossus aculeatus (Australian echidna), 1222 nucleotides. It is a transcript of the gene C5H18orf63, whose product is annotated as chromosome 5 C18orf63 homolog. NCBI's taxonomy places the organism in Eukaryota, Metazoa, Chordata, Mammalia, Monotremata, Tachyglossidae. The coding region runs from base 370 to 1185 and encodes 271 amino acids. The transcript is spliced from 11 exons. The record is from RefSeq and is a predicted model, not a curated record.
CCCCGCUCUCCAAUCCCCCCUCUUCAUCGCCCGCCAUUUCCAGCCUCUCCCAAUUUCCUCAGCCCCGUAGGCAGGUGCAGGCAGCCAGAGGCGGGGAGACAGGCUUUGAGGCCGAAGCUGUGUACCCUUGGACACACAGUCCUGCCACCAAAACGCAAAUAUCCAGACACUCUUGGAUUCGUCAGACAAUCAAUGAAUCAUCUGAGAGUGUUUCAAGACAUUGCGAAGAAGGAAGGGGAGAAAUCAGAAAAUAUUGAAGGAAGAGCCUCAAAAGCAAAUGAGAAGAUUUGUAUUCUCACUCCAAUUUAACAUCGAGCAUAGUGCCGUACCAUCUUUCUUGUAAAAAGCUGUGACCCACAACAGAAUAAUAUGAGUGAUUCCAAGAUAGAGUCGCUGUUCUUCACCAGUCUGCCAGAUUUUCAAAAACUCUGUGCUGUCCGAGUAACGCUAAAUCAUGCGGUAACAGACACAGAGAUUAGGAGUACACAGAUGAAAAUGUGCAGGCAAUUGCUGUUUUUACACCAGGAUGUUCUUGCUUCGCCUGAUCCGGGAAGGCUAGAUAAAAUUUUGGUAGUAACAGCGAUUACAUUUUACAAAAGUGGAAAGCUUCAAGAUUACGCUAGGAGUCAUGGAGCUACGAUGGAAGCUCCCCAACGGGUGGUCCCAGAUAUCCUGCAAACCUGCCUCUCCUAUUCUCUCUCAGCCCGACUUGCCCCUUCCUGGAAUAAAGUGGGUCAACUACUGGUGCAAGGGAGAGAUUUUCUGUGCCAAAUGGGAAAGCAAAGUGCUGUUGCACUGGAAUACAAUGUAUCCGAAACCCAACUUUGCGUAAGUGUAGAGGCUUGCACAAUUAGACUUCCACCACCUGAGCUGGAAGACUUUGAAAUAUCCAAAAACAUAUUAAAGAGGUUUGAGGCUCACGAGGAGGCAGUCAUUCAGCAGCAUUCCAUUUUCAAUAACUGGUGUUACAUCUUACCAAGCAUGAAGAUGGGACAAAUCAUCAAUAUUCUUCACACCAUUCCUACUGAUUGUCCUUUCAAAUCGUAUGGAGACCUUCAGGCGCAUUGGAAUAAUCUGUAUGGGUAUACGCUUCCAGAGGAUUGUGGAGACCCUAAAAUAUACUGCAGCAUCUACUUCAAGUUAAUUGGAGAAAGACUUUUUACAUAUCCUUUUAAAAAAAAAUAGCAAUUUAAAAUUCAAGAAGAGAUCCUCCUCCUUUUCC